This is a messenger RNA of Gracilinanus agilis (Agile Gracile Mouse Opossum), 1212 nucleotides long. Its product is annotated as basic proline-rich protein-like. NCBI's taxonomy places the organism in Eukaryota, Metazoa, Chordata, Mammalia, Didelphimorphia, Didelphidae. The transcript is spliced from 7 exons. Bases 1 to 1212 code for a protein of 403 amino acids. The record is from RefSeq and is a predicted model, not a curated record.
AUGACAGCCCCCACUUUCCAGCGCUGUUGUGAGGCUGCAGAGAAUCUAGCAGAUGAGGCAGGAAUGGGUGAGGAAACUGAGGCAGCUCGAUGGGGUCAGCCAACUAGGAAGUGCCUGAGGUUGGUUUCGAACUCGCUUCCUCGGUGCCCUGGGAAGACACGGGGCGGCUACGCUUUCGAAACUGUUUCAGGCUGUGUGCUUCAGAGCAAGUUUCACCUACGACAGAUGGCCAUAACAGGCUUGAGUGGGCAUGCAGUUGCCAUGGAGUCGGCGCUGUCCCCGCCUCCGGGCUGCGGCCACGUGAAAGGCAGCGCAGGCGCACUGGCGCCCGUCCCCGGCGUCCGUCAUGAGGGACCAGAGUCCCCACCGCCGGAGUCGGAGCCGAAGUCGAAGCCGGAGCCGGAGCCGGAGCCGGAGCCGGAGCCGGCGGGGAGCGCGCUCGCCCGGGAUCCGGAGGUAACUCCCCAGCCGUCGCCGCCCGCGGCCCGGCUCCCUCUACCCCUGUCCCGGGGGCUGGCUUGGGGCGCCCCCGGCCCCGCCCCUCAGAUGAGCUCAGCGCAUGCCAUGGGGCACGCCCCUCCAGGCUUGAGUGGGCAUGCAGUUGCCAUGGAGUCGGCGCUGUCCCCGCCUCCGGGCUGCGGCCACGUGAAAGGCAGCGCAGGCGCACUGGCGCCCGUCCCCGGCGUCCGUCAUGAGGGACCAGAGUCCCCACCGCCGGAGUCGGAGCCGAAGUCGAAGCCGGAGCCGGAGCCGGAGCCGGAGCCGGAGCCGGCGGGGAGCGCGCUCGCCCGGGAUCCGGAGGUAACUCCCCAGCCGUCGCCGCCCGCGGCCCGGCUCCCUCUACCCCUGUCCCGGGGGCUGGCUUGGGGCGCCCCCGGCCCCGCCCCUCAGGCCAGGCCUGCGCCGGGGGGCGGGGGAGUUACGCCGGCCCCGCCCCAGCCCCUCGCCGCCCCUCCCCCAUGUCUUCCCGGAGGCUGCGAGCUGAGCCGGGGACCCGGGCCUUUUACGGACGGAGAAACUGAGGCCCGGGGACCCCGGCCUCCAUGCGGCUUCUCACUCGCCCGACUGCGGGCAUGUUUCCAGGCUGCCCCCAUGCUCGCGAUGCCCUCCCUCCUCUGCCAGCUGGCUUUGUUCUUGCCAGUGCUGGGAGCCCACCUCCUCCGGGAAGCAUUCCCAAGUCCCCCUCCUACUAGUGGUGCCUCACGAUUCUAG